AUGGACAUGUUUAAGAUUAUAUGGUUUUUAAUUAUUUUUGUGUCGAUUGUCAGUGUUGAAGUUGCAGGAAGACCAGCAGUAACGGGAUCAGAAGAAGAUGAAGAGCUAGAAAAACAAUUAAAGCUUCUAAACAAGCCUGCUUCAAAGACUAUCAAGACUGAACAUGGUGAUAUUAUUGAUUGUGUCGAUAUAUAUAAACAACCCUCGUUAGAUCACCCUGCACUCAAGAACCAUACCAUACAGAUGGAGCCUAGUGCUUUUCCUGAAGAAUUGAGAGGUCACGGAACCCCAUUAUCAUCAUCUAAUUUAAUGGAGGUCAAACCAAGAAGAUUAACUUGUCCAAGAGGAACCGUUCCCAUUCCAAGGAUUCAGAAGGAAGAUCUUAUCAGGAUUAGGUCUUUGCCAAAAACAACUAAGGCAAAUACUUAUAAUCCAAGUGAUAACGACAUCCAUGUAACCCAUUUUGCAGAUUGUCACAUACGAGAAGACCCAACCAAUCAUAUUUAUGGAGCAUCAGCAAUGUUUUCUAUAUAUAACCCAAAAAUUGCAACAAUAUAUGAUUUCAGUGGAGUAUCAAUAUGGAUACAAAACUUUCAGGGAGAUAAAUAUAAUAGUAUUCGAGCUGGAUGGAUUGUGAAUCCUAACCUAUACGGCGAUAAUAACACUCGUCUAUACACUCGAUGGACUGUAGAUCGGGAUGACCAGACAGGUUGCUACAAUACUCUCUGCCCAGGGUUCAUUCAAGUUGGUUCAGUUCCUCUGAAUCAAGUUCUUAAUCAACCUACUCAUGGUGAUCUCCAAAGUACACUAGAUUUAUUGGUGUUUAAGGAUCCAAAGACUAAAAAUUGGUGGUUAACCAUAUCAAAAAAUAGGAUCCUGGUGGGAUAUUGGCCAUCAAAUUUGUUCGACGUUUUGAAGGAUAAUGCUCAAAGGAUUGCUUGGGGAGGAUUUGCCUAUAGUCCUGGAAACGAGGCUGCUCUGGAAAUGGGGAGUGGCCAAUUCAAAUCAAAUGAUCAAGAGAAUACUUGUUUUGCUGGAGGCCUGCAAGUUAUAGAUGAGUUCAAUCUGUACAGGGAUCCAAGUAAAUUUACAAUAGACGCAUAUUCGGACAAGCCUGCGUGUUACGGUGUUGAUUAUAGAGGGAAUACAACGGGAGAAAUCGGAUAUAAUGUAUUAUUUGGAGGCCCUGGUGGCUUGAAAUGUGGAAAUUAA
Molecule: messenger RNA, 1212 nt
Organism: Pistacia vera
Lineage: Eukaryota; Viridiplantae; Streptophyta; Magnoliopsida; Sapindales; Anacardiaceae
Exons: 7
Coding region: 1-1212 (403 amino acids)
Source: RefSeq, a predicted model, not a curated record